AUGGCGACCUUCGCCAGGAUGAUGAAGGGCCAAGUGCGCAAUUAUUCCGCACCGCUGGACAUGGCCAUUCCUGCCGCCAAACAGAAAUACAUCCCCUCCUCCGGAACCUACCCCAAGGGAUUCAGCGUCUCGGGAACCCACGUGGGCGUGAAAGCUUCCAACACCAAGUUCCCUGACUUGGCCCUCAUCUCCUCCGAGACGCCGUGUUCGGCGGCCGCGGUGUUCACCACCAACAAGUUCCAGGCGGCCCCCGUUCAAGUGAGUCGGGAUAUCCUCAAGAACCGCCAGGGACAGGGAAUUCAGUCUGUGGUGAUCAACUCGGGCUGCGCCAAUGCCGUGACUGGCAAAGGCGGCUUGGAAGAUGCUGUGAGCAUGGGCAAGACGGUAGACGAGUGUAAUGGUCUCCACGAGCCUAGUACUCUUGUCAUGAGCACCGGAGUCAUUGGACAGCGUCUUCCCAUCUCCAAGAUCCUUGACAAGAUCCCCACCGGUCACGCCAACCUCUCCUCCACCCACGAUGCCUGGCUCUCCACUGCCCGUGCCAUCUGCACCACCGAUACCUUCCCCAAGCUUCUGUCCCGCACCUUUACGCUUCCCUCCUCGCCCGGGCGCACCUACAGCCUCGCCGGCAUGACCAAGGGAGCCGGUAUGAUCCACCCGAACAUGGCCACCCUGCUGGGCGUUCUCUGCACCGACGCCCCCGUCGAACCGUCCGCCCUGCAGUCCCUGCUGAAACACUCCAUCUCGCGCUCCUUCAACUCGAUCUCCAUCGACGGCGACACCAGCACCAACGACACGAUCGCCAUCCUAGCCAACGGCGCCGCUGGCGGAGCUCCCAUCAGCUCCUCCUCGUCGAACGACUACGCCGCCAUGCAGGAGGUGCUCACCUCGUUCUCGCAGUCCCUGUCGCAGCUCGUCGUGCGUGACGGCGAAGGCGCCACCAAGUUCGUGACGGUGCGCGUGCAGAACUCGCCCGACUAUGAAUCCGCCCGCCUCAUCGCCUCCACCAUCGCUCGGUCCCCGCUCGUCAAGACGGCCCUGUACGGCAAGGACGCCAACUGGGGCCGCAUCCUCUGCGCUAUCGGAUACACGCAGGGCGUCGCACCCGGAACCGUCGUCCCCGAGCAGACCAGCGUCAGCUUCAAGCCCGUCGACGGCAGCCCCAUCCUGAAGCUUCUUGUCAACGGCGAGCCUGAGCAGGUCGACGAGGAGCGCGCUAGUGUCAUCCUCCAGGAAGAGGAUCUGGAGAUUGUGGUGGACCUGGGCGGUGGUGAGAAGGGCCAGCAGGGUCUGGGAGGUGAAGAGGCGGUGUACUGGUUCUGCGAUUUCAGUCAUGAAUACGUGACGAUCAACGGCGAUUAUCGCACCUAA
Molecule: messenger RNA, 1371 nt
Organism: Aspergillus affinis
Lineage: Eukaryota; Fungi; Ascomycota; Eurotiomycetes; Eurotiales; Aspergillaceae
Product: bifunctional ornithine acetyltransferase/N-acetylglutamate synthase
Exons: 2
Coding region: 1-1371 (456 amino acids)
Biological process (GO): L-arginine biosynthetic process; L-ornithine biosynthetic process
Cellular component (GO): mitochondrial matrix
Molecular function (GO): L-glutamate N-acetyltransferase activity, acting on acetyl-CoA as donor; L-glutamate N-acetyltransferase activity, acting on acetyl-L-ornithine as donor
Source: RefSeq, a predicted model, not a curated record